GCGAUUCUCUUGACGCUGCCGCAGCCAUAUCCGGGCGGUGAUCAACGCUCAACUGAGCCUAGGCCUAACCAACCGCGCAUAAUUCCAGUGUCACUCCCGCGGACCCGGGUGCCAUGCCAAUCCGCCCCCGUGGUCCGCAUAAAACCCCCCGCCCAACCACCUCCCGCCGGCCUCACUCUCUCAUCGAUCCCCCCAUUUCUCUCCCCCUCGCCGUUCUCUUCUAUUCCUCCCUCGGCCCAGCCAGAUCGACCAACCGGCAAGCGCUUCUCGGAGCGGGAGCAGCAGACGGCGCGCGAUUGCCCGUUGUUUAGUCGACGGCCACCUGCCUCCGGUUUGAAUACUCCGCACGGCGGACCACUCUGGUUCCAGCCCAAGAGCAGCGCAGCGCAGCGCAGCGCAGAGCCAGGACGGGCGUGUAAACACGCAGACAGGUGAGGAGGCUCCUGGUUUCGUGGUUUGACGGGAGAGGUUGGCAGAGAAGGGUCAGGAGAAGGAAGAGAGGGAGAUGGCCGGGGGUUUCGCCGGCGUCGAGGCCGGCGGCGGGAGGGCGGAGCAAUACGAGGGGAGGAUCACCCCCUACUUCAUCCUCGCCUGCAUCGUCGGCUCCUUCGGCGGCUCCCUCUUCGGCUACGACCUCGGGGUGUCCAGUGGCGUGACCUCCAUGGACGACUUCUUGAUCAAGUUCUUCCCGGACGUGUACAACCGGAAGCACGCGCACCUGCACGAGACGGACUACUGCAAGUACGACAACCAGGUGCUGACGCUCUUCACGUCGUCGCUCUACUUCGCCGGCCUGGUGUCCACCUUCGGGGCCUCCUACGUGACCAAGCGCCACGGCCGGCGCGGCAGCAUCAUGGUGGGCGCCGUCAGCUUCUUCCUGGGCGGCGCCGUGAACGCCGCGGCCGUGAACGUGGCCAUGCUCAUCGUCGGCCGCGUCCUCCUCGGCGUCGGCAUCGGCUUCGGCAACCAGGCCGUGCCGCUCUACCUGUCCGAGAUCGCGCCCUUCAAGAUCCGCGGCGCCGUGAACCAGCUCUUCCAGCUCACCACCUGCCUCGGCAUCCUCGUCGCCAACGUCAUCAACUACUUCACCGACCGGAUCCACCCGUGGGGGUGGCGCCUCUCGCUGGGCCUCGCCGUGGUCCCCGCCACCGCCAUCUUCGUCGGCGCGCUGUUCCUGCCGGAGACGCCCAACAGCCUGGUGGAGCGCGGGCGGCUGGAGGAGGCCCGGCGCGUGCUGGAGAAGGUGCGCGGGACGCACAAGGUGGACGCCGAGUUCGAGGACCUCAAGGAGGCGAGCGAGGCGGCGCGGGCGGUGCGCGGCACGUUCCGGAACCUGCUGGCCGUGCGGAACCGGCCGCAGCUCAUCAUCGGCGCGCUGGGCAUCCCGGCGUUCCAGCAGCUGUCCGGCAUGAACUCCAUCCUCUUCUACUCGCCGGUCAUCUUCCAGAGCCUGGGGUUCGGCUCCUCCGCGGCGCUCUACUCCUCCAUCAUCACCGGGUCGAUGCUGGUGGUGGGCGCGCUGGUGUCCAUGCUGGUGGUGGACCGGCUGGGGCGGCGGGUGCUGUUCAUCGAGGCCGGGGCGCAGAUGAUCGCGUCCAUGGUGGUGGUGGCGACGAUCCUGGCGCUCAAGUUCGGACACGGGGAGGAGCUGUCCAAGGGCGUGAGCACGGUGCUGGUGGUGGCCAUCUGCUUGUUCGUGGUGGCGUACGGGUGGUCGUGGGGGCCGCUGGGGUGGCUGGUGCCGAGCGAGCUGUUCCCGCUGGAGAUGCGGUCGGCGGGGCAGAGCGUGGUGGUGUGCGUGAACCUCUUCUGGACGGCGGCCGUGGCGCAGUGCUUCCUGGCGGCCAUGUGCCACCUCCGGUGGGGGGUGUUCAUCCUCUUCGCGGCGCUCAUCGUGGUCAUGUCCAUCUUCGUCAUCCUGCUGCUGCCGGAGACGAAGCAGGUGCCCAUCGAGGAGAUAUGGCUGCUGUUCGACAAGCACUGGUACUGGAAGCGGGUGGUCACCAAGGACCCCAAGUACCAGGGCCACCACCAGCGCCAGGAAAUGGCCGCCGCCGCCGCCGGUGCCGUCAAGCCCGUCGGCACCUCGGAAUAGAUCGAUCCAUGAUGCGUGUUUUAAUAAGAUUUACUACAAUGCAUUGGUGGGUGCAUAGGUCGUGCUAUAUAGGAACUGCUUGUGUGUGUUAACUUGUCCAAGACCUCGUGUUCUUACGCCUUAGUAAUCUUAUUACGAAUUCGAUUGGGAUUCGGUCUGUCGGAAGGUGUGACUGGUGGUGGAGGUCAGAUGCAAAAGCAUGCAAGUUUAUGUGUGA
Molecule: messenger RNA, 2312 nt
Organism: Aegilops tauschii subsp. strangulata
Lineage: Eukaryota; Viridiplantae; Streptophyta; Magnoliopsida; Poales; Poaceae
Product: sugar transport protein 14
Biological process (GO): monosaccharide transmembrane transport
Cellular component (GO): membrane
Molecular function (GO): monosaccharide transmembrane transporter activity
Source: RefSeq, a predicted model, not a curated record